This is a messenger RNA of Sapajus apella (tufted capuchin), 793 nucleotides long. RefSeq names its product TBC1 domain family member 25-like. Lineage: Eukaryota; Metazoa; Chordata; Mammalia; Primates; Cebidae. The transcript has a single exon. The record is from RefSeq and is a predicted model, not a curated record. The coding region runs from base 166 to 738 and encodes 190 amino acids.
CCCUAAGAGCUGGGAUGACAGGCGUGAGCCACAGCGCCAGCAGGAGGUAGCACCUUUGAAGAUUCCACUGACCACCUGACCACAGCUAGCCAGGGGCCUGGUAUCGGGGACGCCACCUGAGCAAGCCAUCCCGGAUGGCCUGGCCUCCAACAACUCAGGGAUAACAUGGGCUUCAGGAGGAACCCUCUGGUCCAGCUGCCCCACCCAGCCGCCCUUAUGAGCUCCAAGUCCCUCUCCAAGCCUUUGCCAAACUCCCCAAACCCUCUGCUCUCCUCCUUUUCCCACCCCGAUUCCCCACCUUCCUCAUCUCCACCAUCCACCCAGGAGGCAUCUGCCGCUGGUAACAUGGCUGUAGGAUCCCCCUUGGUUCAAGAGGUGGGCUCCCAGAAAGACCCUGGGAAGUCCCCCCAGGAGUCUGGCCAGGGGAACCCAUUUAUGCUGUUCCUCUGCCUGGCCAUCCUGCUGGAACACCACGACCACAUCCUGCUCAAUGGGCUGGAUGACAAUGAGCUGGCCACGUGCUUAGACAGCUUUGUGCCAAAACACCACCUGGGGCAUGUCCUGUGCUGUGCCGGGGCUCUCUUUGCUGAUUACCUGCAGUCCGAGGUGAGGGACUCAGAGGAGGGGUUGAGGCUACAGCCGCAUCGUGAUCAGGCCCACCAUCAGCCACACCAGAUCUCCAUUCUGUGCCACGAGGGCCAACACAUGAGAACCCCCCUCCCUGCAUGCCAUCCCUAGACCUGUUGGAGCAUAGAGCCCUUCCUCCCCCAGGCCUAAGUAUGUGGGGCUGUGC